GGCGUGUCCUUACCGUAUGUGAGGAAGUACAGUACUGACAUUUACUGCACUUUACACAGUCAGGUUGGAUUAUAUGUAUAGUGUUCAAACUAAAUUUAUCACCCGACUCUAACUUUACUCACGCUUAAUAUCGGCGGUCAUUAUGGCGGUGUUUGACAACUGUAACGUGCUGUUAGAUGUGAAGACUUUGCCUUUUAAAGAGAAGAAGAAGCUGAGGUCAGCUCUUCUGGAUAAUGGAGGAAACAUCACUUAUGUGGUCAACAAACAGUGCUCUUUUGUGGUGACCAGCAGUGUGGAUGAUCUGAGCAGUAACAGACAGAAGAGCAUUCACAAGCUUCAGAUCCCUGUGGUUGGGAUGCAGUAUGUAUGGAGUUGUCUGGAUAAAGGUCAUCUCCUGCCUUUUGCAGAGCAUGUUUUGACCCCACAGUUGACAGACCCCAGUUCUCAACACAGCUCCCUACGUAAUCCAGAGUUAAAAGUGUUGACUCAGAUACCAGUAAAAGGGAGCGUCAUGGGUCAAACUCGGACUGAGAUUCUGGAGAAGGGUGGACCCCAUCUCGUGAAGUUUAGAAUUUACAAAGGUGAUCAGGAUCUGCCUGAAUUUCCUUCACAUUUUCAAGUUGCCAAGUAUUCUUUGUUUAAGAAGAAUAACUGGAAGACUGUAUCAGUUUUGGAGCUACAUAGUGCCAAAGGAAGAGCUGGCCAACAGUAUCGCGUCUUGUGUUCAAUCAUGCAUGAAUCAGAGAAGAAAGUGGUAUGGGACAAGCUUGUGUACUGCAGCACCUCUGAAGAUGCUCUGGAAGCGUAUGUGAUGCUGAUGAAAGAAGAGAAAGAUAAAGGAUUCACACAGAUUUUUACACUUCCACCUGAUGCUAAGCGCUUGGCAUCCGACAGCUUAAAACAGCUUCUUUUGGAGGAGAAGCUGAACUGCAGCACACUAUCACAGGAAGUGGGCCUCUUCGUGGAGCUGGUUUGGACCGAAGCUCUUGGUUCCCUUAGUAAAAUCCUCACGGUCCCUGUUUCCAGCAUCAGCCUUAAUGAUGUGAGCAGGGUGGAGGGAUUGCUGCUGCAGGCACAAAAGACUCAAGAUGAGGAGAAAGUCAAGACCCUGCUAGAGGAGGUCAACACUCUUCUACCCCUUCAAAUAGCCGACCCUCCUUCCAAACACAAGCUUGUGUCUCAGAAACUAGACCUUUGUCAGCUGAUCCGAGAUAUUCUAAAUGUGAGUGAGGCCACUAUGAGAAGCCCCUUGCCCUCCUCUUUGGGAAAGUAUCGUGCCCUGAGGUGCAGCAUUGAUGUGGUCCCAUCAGAAAACCCUGAGUUUAAUGUUAUCUCUCAAAUGCUUCAAGACAAGCCUAUUCAGAUUAGGCAGAUUUUACGUGUAAGCAGGGGGGUGGAGCUUCAGAUGUUUAGGGAGGAGCUUGGCAACAUUAAGCCCCUCCUCCACUCGACUGGCACCAACAGUUUUGUUGGAAUACUUUCACGAGGUUUGCUGCUGCCCAGGGUUGGAGUGGAACAACACGGAAUUGAGAGGACAGAUAUCGGGAAUCUUGGAGGAGGCAUCUACUUCAGUGAUUCUCUGACGACUAGUGUAAAAUACUCCAAGCCCAGCGUAGCCGAUGGCUCUCGACUGCUGUUGGUGUGUGACGUGGCUCUGGGCCAGUGCAAGAACCUGCUGAAAAGAGACACCACUUUAACCUGCGCCCCCGAGGGCUAUCACAGUGUACAUGGAGUCCGCCGAACUCCAAAAACUACCUCAGAGUUUCAGGAUGAUGAGUAUGUUGUAUAUAACACAGAUCAGAUCAAACUCAAGUAUGUAGUGCAGUACACUUUAGAGGAGGACCAGCUGACAGAGUUUCAUCCUCAAAUCAACACUUCUGAGGAGCUCACACAGCCCACCGAAAGAAUCUUGCCCAUUGAUGACAGUGAAGGUCUGGAGUGCACUAAGAAUCCUCUAGAGGAGAUGACCGCAGGUCUCCUGGACAGCAGUGGCAAGACACUUCCUCUGAAGGCUGUCCAUGUGAGGUGCAAAUUAAUGGACUUACUUUGUCAGGUCAUCAUUUUUCAGACUUACACAAACCAGAGUGAAGUUCCCAUUGAAGCAAAAUACGUCUUUCCACUGGAGGAAACAGCAGCGGUGUGUGGAUUUGAGGCCUUUAUCAAUGGAAAGCAUGUCAUUGGAAAGGUAAAGGAAAAAGAACAGGCUCGUAAAGAAUACAGACAAGCAAUAGAGAGGGGCCAUGGAGCGUAUCUAAUGGACCAGGAUGCACCUGAUGUAUUUACUAUCAGCGUUGGGAACCUUCCUCCAGGAGCCACAGUUUUGAUCAAGGUGACCUUCAUCACUGAGCUGGUUGUGAGAGGAGGCUCCAUCAUCUUCUCUCUGCCCGGCAGUGUAGCACCGUGGCAGCAGAGCGCCGCUCUCAAUCAGAAAACUCAGGGAACUGUUGAGAAGAUCUCUGUGACAGAGCUUCAGUCAGAGGGGGAGUUCUCUCUGUGUAUGUCCAUUGAAAUGCCUUAUGAGAUCAUCAACUUAGAGUCUUCACACCUCAUCAAAAUCAAGAGGACAGACUGUAAGGCUGUGAUCAGUACUUUGCCAGGACAAACUCUUGGAUCUGAUGGGCUCCAGGUGACCUUCAGUCUUUCUAAGAUCCACAUGCCCAGAAUGUGGGUGGAGAAACAUCCAGACAAAGAGAGUCAGGCCUGCAUGUUGGUGUUUUAUCCAGACUUUAAGUCCAACUCUGAAGGUCCAUCCAGUGUGAGUGAUGUCAUCAUCCUGUUGGACACCUCAGAGUCAAUGCGGGGAGACGCCAUACUAAACGCUCGCAGGAUUGCUCUUCAAGUCCUUAAAUCUUUAGACCGCUCACUAAAGAUCAACAUCAUCUCUUUUGGCACUGAUUACAAGGAAGCGUUUCCUGCACCAGUGCUCUUAGAUGAAACCUUUGAAUCAGCCAGAAAAUUCAUUAUGUCGUGUAAUGAAACGGGUGGCAGCACUGAGUUGUGGAGGCCUCUCCGUAGCCUGAGCCUGAUACCUCCAUCACAUGGCAUGAGAAACAUCCUGCUGAUCUCUGAUGGACACGUACAGAACCAGGCGCUGACUCUUCAGCUGGUCCGAGAAAACUCCUGCCACACGCGAGUCUUCACCUGCGGCCUCAGCCUGACAGCUAAUCGUCAUAUGCUCAGAGCUUUGGCUCAAGCAGGCGGUGGGACGUAUGAAUUUUUUGACACAAAGAUGAAACACACAUGGACAGAGAAGGUGCGUGCUCAGGUUCAGCGGUUGGAGUCUCCCGGCUGCAGAUCAGUGGCAGUGAAAUGGCAGCAAUUUAAUCCCACAGCGCCCCCUCCUGUUCAGGCCCCCUCACAGCUUCACGCUCUCUUCAGUGACUGUCAUACACUCGUGUACGGCUUUGUGCCACACUGUACUCAGGCCAUGCUGUUUGGUGAUCUGAGUGGACAGGAGAUAAAAACAAUGGUGUCAACCACAGAACUUCAAAAGACAAACGGAACUUUCCUUCACAAGUUAACAGCCAGAGCGAUCAUCAGAGAUUAUGAAGAUGGCAUACUCGGAAACAGUGAGGCAGAACAUGAGGGAAAGAAAGCAGAGCUGAAGUCUUACAUCACUGAACUCAGUAAAGAGUUCUCCGUCUUGUCUCAGUUCACCAGCUUUGUGGCCAUUGAAGAGAGGGACCAGAAUCAGCUUGACACUGGAUUCACAGAUAUUCCUAAACUAAUCGCAGAAGAGGAUGUGGAUAUUCUGCCUUAUAUGGGCUGGACUGAGGAGGAGCAGACUAAAGAGGUAGAUUAUGAGGAGAGCAUCGUAGGCAUGUGCUUAAUGAGCUGUGAUUUUUAUGAGGAACCUUCCGUUGAUAAGACAUUUGAAGAUGAUGAAUCUGAGUGUUAUGAUGAUAUGUUAAGUUUAGAGUCAAGCGAUUAUAAAGGUUCUGCCCAGGAUAUUAGUUAUGCUUUUGAAACGGCAGUGCCUCUUUCUUCACGUCGCGGAGCAGAUGUUUCAUAUGAAAUCCACACACAAUCAAUGGAAUGCUAUGCAGACCGUGCAGAAGAUUUACGUGCUGACUCUUUUUUCUUUACGAAGAAAAAAUCACCUUCCCGUGCUGCCCGUGAAAGAGGUUUUCUCUCUCCACCUAUGGUCCCGCUUAACUCCUCUCUGCCUCCUCCUCCACCUCGUCCUCGUCCUCUGUGUGAUGCCCCUUCUGUUGAGUGUUGGGAAGGUGGAAGGACUGUGACGAACAGCAUGACUUUUGAUGCUUUACCUCAGGCUCGUGCCUCGGGGGCUUCUCUUUCAUCUUUUGCUGAGGGGGCUUCUCGUCCAGCUCCUUUCGCAGAGCCUUAUCCUCUAGCUUGUUUUGCUGCUCCUUCUCUAUAUGAGGAUUUUCCUGGGGCGGCUUCUUUUCGGCCUUUACCUCCGGCUCCUCUUGCUAAGUUUUCUCUUCCAGCUUUUUCUACUGGGGCUUCUCUUCCGCCUUCUUACGUUGGGGCUUCAGGUCCAGAUUUUUCUUUUGGAGCUUCUUCUCCUCCAGCUUCUCUUGCUAGGGCUUUUCCUCCAGUUCAUCUUGCUAAGGCUUCUCUUCCACCUCCUCAUUUUGUGGCUACACCUCCAGCUCCUUGUGUCGGAGCUUCUUUUUCUCUGUUUGCACAUUCUCCACAAUCUUCUUUUGUUGGGGCGUCUCCUCCGGUUGGUGCCUCCCUAAAAGAAAGGCCCCUUCCACCACCUCCUAUCAUGCGUUUUGCUGCUUCUCUUCCUCCUCCUCCUCCUCCUUCCUUUCAAUCAGUACCAUGUUACAAGAGCAAGAGAAUGUCAGCUGCUGUCUCUGAACAGCCAUGGGAUUUAUCAAGCCCUGAAAUCAGACCUUCAUCGGAGAGAUGCUUAAGAGAAAGCAUCAUCUCUUCUGCACCCGCUACAGGCAGAGCUAUGAAAUUAGUACUUAAAGAAGGAGUUAUGUUACUAAGACGCAGAUCACUUGAGGACACAGUGGCCUGGGAUGAGCUGUUUCAGCUUCAACAUGAGGAUGGAUACUGGGAAUGCACUGGGAGUCUCAGUAGCUUCCUCAAACUGGACGUAGACUUCUUUGCCAAUGUCUUCCUUAAGGAGAAAGGCAUUUGUUCACUGGGUGCAAAGGCUCAUGCAGAUAUUUUGAGAUUGGUGGCCACUCUGUUGGUACUGCAGCUGAUUCGAGUAAAGAAGUCAGCCGAGGGGAAGCUGCUUCAGUCUCUCUUCUCUCUGAAAGACUCUGAGGGUCCCAGGCCAAUGCACUGGGAGGCUGUGAAGAAAGCAGUGGACUGGGCUUGCUGGGCAGAUAAACAAUAUCCAUGUGUGUGCAGCAGACUGGAGUUCGGCUGGGAUUGGGAAUCAUCCACACGCCAGUUACUGGGCUGUGAUUCACCACUUCCAUACUCUCCACUUGUAUCUGUUCUGGACAGGCGUGUGGGUUUAUCUGUUAUUUAGUAACUGGACAGAACUUUUUAUUUACAUUUCUUGUUUCAAUUUUUGACCUCUAAACUCUGUAACCACGUCAAUAACAUGUCUACUGUACUGUAUAAUUCAGUAGAGCCUCAAACAAUAUAUUAAAGAAUAAUUUACUCAAACAAUGAAACUUAUGUUAUCUUGAACUUACUUUAAUGUUGUUUUAAUUGUUUAUGACUUUUUAAGUGUAACACAAAUGUUGUGAUUUAUUUUCUAUUCCAUACAAUAGAAAUGAAUGAUAACUGGGGUUUUUCAAAUGUGUAUGUACUAAUGUUUAACACGACUGAUGAACCUGGUGCAACACUUUGUGAGGCUUUAUGUAUUUGUAUUUGCACGAGCACAAAUAAAAAUGAUAAGAAUA
Messenger RNA from Paramisgurnus dabryanus, 5840 nucleotides. Its product is annotated as protein mono-ADP-ribosyltransferase PARP4-like. NCBI's taxonomy places the organism in Eukaryota, Metazoa, Chordata, Actinopteri, Cypriniformes, Cobitidae. Gene Ontology annotation, molecular function: NAD+ poly-ADP-ribosyltransferase activity. The record is from RefSeq and is a predicted model, not a curated record. Gene Ontology annotation, cellular component: cytoplasm.